Lampris incognitus (smalleye Pacific opah) is the source of this 3861-nucleotide messenger RNA. RefSeq names its product FHF complex subunit HOOK interacting protein 1B (gene fhip1b). NCBI's taxonomy places the organism in Eukaryota, Metazoa, Chordata, Actinopteri, Lampriformes, Lampridae. Gene Ontology annotation, cellular component: FHF complex. Gene Ontology annotation, biological process: endosome organization; endosome to lysosome transport; lysosome organization. The record is from RefSeq and is a predicted model, not a curated record. The transcript has 11 exons. The coding region runs from base 100 to 3588 and encodes 1162 amino acids.
UUUCUCCAUGCUUCGACCUUCCAUUCCGUGUGCCAGAGCUCCCUCCCUUGCUUUUGAGUCCCCCUGACCAUUCGAAACCCCCUCCCCACUGUGUCCAGUAUGAGCUGGCUGAGCAGGUUGAACCCGCGGGCUCCUGGGAGUCGGGCCGGCCGGAGCGCGGCACCCUCUGGUCCCUGUACUGCCGACCCAGAGACCUGCCUCAUGGUGUUUGAGAACCACUGGAGACAGGUGUCCUGGGUGUUGGAGCAGCGAGAGCCGUCUUCCUCCAGCGACGACCUGACGGCAGUGAGGAACCACACUGACCAGAUGCUGUGCCUACUGGCAGAGGAGCGGCUCGGAGAGGGCUCAGAGGGCAGCCCCAACAUGGGCCCCAUCCUGGAGUUGGUGGUCACCGACAACAUUUUGGAGCACUUGGUUCAGUGGCAUCUCCGCCGCGGCCUGGACUCCGAAAGCCAGGGGGCGCUGCUCAAGCUGUUUGAGAUGCUGAUCGGCCAGUCCCAGCAGCCCCUUUUGCAGCACAGAGCUGUCCUCCAGCCACUGCUGGGCCUGCUGGGAGCCUGUGCUGACCCACAGCUUGGCUGCCCUCCUGUCCUGGAAAAUAGCCUGGUGCUGCUCCUCAACCAGGUGUGUGUGUCCAUGGCCCGACAACCAAUGGUUUUGGAGAUGUUGUUCCGGAGCACACCAGCCCAGCAGGGUCCCACCAACUUGCUGAUCUUCUCCCUCUUGGUGCCAUUCAUCCACCGUGACGGGGCCAUCGGCCAGCAGGCCCGGGAUGCCCUUCUGCUGGUAAUGGCCGCCUCAGCCAGCCAUGAGGCCGUGGCACGCUACAUCACUGAGAACUCCUACUUCUGUCCGGUGUUGGCAACGGGCCUUAGUGCCCUCUACUCCUCCCUGCCCCGCAAGAUUGAGGUGCGGGGAGAUGACUGGCACGCCCUGCGGCGUGAGGACUGGAUGGGAGUUUCAUCUCUGGUGCUGUUCAUGAACUCGCUGGAGUUCUGCAACGCUGUGGUUCAAGUGGCUCACCCCCUGGUCCGCUCCCAGCUUCUGGACUACCUCCACAAUGGCUUCCUGGUACCCGUCAUGAGCCCUGCCCUGCACAAGUCUUCGGUGGAUGAGAUGAUCGCCAGCACGGCCUACCUUGACCUAUUCCUGCGCAGUGUGACUGAGACUGCCCUCCUCAAGACCUUCCUGCGCUUUCUCCUGCUGCAUCACCACGACAAUGACACCAUCUUGGACACACUGCUCACACGCAUCAGCAGCAACUCCAGGCUCUGUAUGGUGUCUUUGAGCCUCUUUCGAACUCUUCUCUCCCUCAACUGUGAAGACCUCAUGUUGCAGCUCGUUCUCAGGUAUUUGCUGCCCUGCACUCAUGUAAUGCUGAGUCAGCGCCGUGCUGUCAGGGAGACCGAUCUGUACGGGAAGUCGGCAGACAAGUUCCUGUCGCUCAUCCCAGAGUGCUGCCGUCUCAGUACAGUGCCGCCUGGUGAGCGGGAGGAUGACACUGUUUUCUGGGGCAAAGUCCUGAACAGCCCCAGCACAGAGUCUCCCGUACAGCCCAGACCCAGUACCCCAUCCCGCCUGGCCCUCUUUAUCCGCCAGCAGAGCAGUGGAGGGGGGUCUGGAGGAGUCGUUCCCUCCACUCCCACAAGCACCGAGCCAGCACCAUCUUCUCCCCGGGGCAGUGGACCUCCGUCCUCCCACCCCAUGUCCCCUGACAGCCCCAUGCACCAGCAGCAGGUCUCCAUAGACUGUCUGGACUGGGAAUCAGGUUACCUGGAGUACCUCCACGACGCCCGGCGGGGCAUUGAGCUCUGCUCCUGGGCCUGCCAAAACUGGUCAGCCCCCUACGAUGGAGAGAACCCCUCCCCGAACAUGGCCCCUUCUCCCCCGCCACCCCCCACCUCCAACCCUUCCCUGACCGUGUUCCCUGAGCACUUCUCUUUUCAGCACAGCGGAAGCAGUAAUAGCCCUCCAGGGCAGCAGAGGGCAGCCAUCGUGGCAGCAGCUCGCUCUGAAUGGAGCAGCUCAGAGCGGGACAGUGGGGAAUGGGACGUCACCAUUGGUAAGAACAACUGUAUCAGCCUCACGCCACGCUCCAAGAAGCGCAGCCUGCAGAGGGAGGAGCUGCCUCCAAAACCCAUGCCUCCUCUCCUCCCCGCCCCCUCUUCAUCUUUCUCCACCUCUCUGUCAGCCUCCAACACCCCAUCUUCCUCGGUGCCUCAUCUCCCCGCCUCUGCGUUCACGGUUACCCAUCAGGCCAUGCUCAAUGGAAUGACGGGGCAGGGGGAUAGCUGCUCCGACAGUCAGGACAGAGGCAUGGAGGUGAAGAAGGUGAAGAGAGAACUUGGGGAGCAACACCAUCUGGAUGAAAAUUCAAACCAAAACGAUCCCCCUCAGCCUAUGCACAACGAUGAUAAUGGUGACAUCAGCGACGAAAAACCUCUCUGUCCCAAACAGAUUCAUAAUCUGAGCCACUGCAGCCUGCCAUUAUCUGACAUCAGCAUGCCAAGCAGCGAUGGCUCACAGCGUUGCAGCGUGCCAUCCAGCCUCCCAGACACCAACCUCAAAGACCAAGGGCUGCAGUCCGUUGAGAGGCUUAUCGAGGAGCUCCUGGAGCAGGCACCGGGAGACCACCAGCUCUCUGGAGAUUCCAACGGCCAGGGCAUCAGCAUCGAGGCCUUCACCCAGGAACUGAGAGAACUGGAGGAUAGGAUGAGGGAGCGGAGUCGAGCAGCUCGCCAGCCGGAGGAGACAGCUGGAGUCCCCCCUUCAGCUGCGAGGCAGGUCGAUGAGCCUACACCAUCUUCACCCCUGGACAGUGAGCUGGCAGGCACGAGAGUCAGCACCAAGGCCAAGGCAGAGAGCUCUGUCAUGGGGCUCUCUAGUCCUGCCAGACCCCUGGGUCAGCCUGCGUCUCAACCUUACAUAGGUCCGUUCAUGGUAGUUCUGUUUGCUAAGCUAGAGAACAUGCUCCAGAACUCCCUGUAUGUCAACGUCCUGCUGACAGGCAUUGUGGCCCAGCUGGCAUGCUACCCUCAGCCUCUGCUGCGCUCCUUCCUCCUCAACACCAACAUGGUCUUCCAACCCAGCGUCAAGUCACUGAUCCAGGUCUUGGGUUCUGUUAAGAACCGCAUCGAGGCGUUUGCGGCCUCGCACGAAGACUUCCCUGCCAUGCUGCGGAAAGCCCAGCGUUACCUGGCGGCCCGGGGCAAAGUGGACUGGAGUGACUCACCUGUGGCUGUCCCUCCUCUGCGACGGUCCGACUCACUGGUGAAGAGCCGCAAGCCAUCCCUGGGCGACUUGAUCCUGCGGCACACCAACAGCCCCACGCGGGCACGCCAUGCCGCUCAGCUGGCCUUGGCACAUGUUCGGGAUGGCGGCCAGUCACUGCACAGUGCUCUGUUCCGGGGUGGCCCUGGCAGCGGGGGCGGAGUCAUGGGGCUGGAGAAGCAGGCGGAGGCACUGCGGAUUAAGAAUGCUGUUUACUGUGCAGUCAUCUUCUGCGAAUUCCUAAAGGAGCUGGCCGCCCUGGCCCAAGAGCACGCCGUCAGCCUCCCUUUCCCCCAGAGCCAGGGGGCAGAGGAGUAGAGAGUAAAAGCUAGACUCCUAACACUAAUUCUUAGCCUCCAUUGUAGCCCAUUUGUGUGGCCGCCAAGAGUUGCUUAAGCACAAGUGGGCAGGAAUUACAGUGCUGGCUCUAACUGACCUGGAAACUUGCACAGAUAUCAUCCCCCCCACCUGAGGGCAGACUAGAGCACUGAGACUGGAUGUCAGAUCAGAUGAAUAGCUGCCAUAGAAACCAUAGGAAUAGUUGAAAACAUUGGAACUUUCCAUAAUAAGAUUGGGAUAUCUACACAAGGA